Messenger RNA from Letharia columbiana, 888 nucleotides. RefSeq lists its product as uncharacterized. The transcript is spliced from 2 exons. Bases 1 to 888 code for a protein of 295 amino acids. NCBI's taxonomy places the organism in Eukaryota, Fungi, Ascomycota, Lecanoromycetes, Lecanorales, Parmeliaceae. The record is from RefSeq and is a predicted model, not a curated record.
AUGAGGAGAGCUUUCCCCAAAUUUGUCCGCGCCGACAAAUAUGCCUUGAAGCCGGGGCAUCGCCCUACAGGCUUUGGGCUCCGUACCACCUUCUGCUCACCAUGCCGUUCGCUCGCACAAGUCCAGUCGAACCGCGAAAUCUUUCCUGAAAUCUGGUUCACGAGCUCAAGUCCGCGCCGUCGUGCGCCCGAACAACCUGGGGCCAAAUCUGAAGAUGCACCACCAGACGAGCGGACCUUGAAGCUGGGCAAGACCCUCCGCAUCCUACAAUCCCGCCUCCCUACACUCCUUGCCUCCCCCCUUCCACCCGAUAUACUCUCACCCCACAUUACCCUCCACCUCUUCCCCUCGACCCACCCCCACCUUCCCACAGUCUCCGGCCGCGUCGCCUACCAUGCAGCCCUUUGGACCGCCCCUAUGGCUUGGGGCCGCGUCCCAAUUGUCGGCAAUGUCAAGCUUAUAAUUCUCAGUGAGCGCGUAGCGAAAAACGGACCUACCUACUCCCAUAUCAACAACGAGCGCCUUGUUGUGCGCUGGAAAACGUGUGGCAAGACACAAGGCAAAGGCAUGGGUGCGCUGUAUCGUGGGAUUGGGGCUAGUGAACAGGUGGACAAGAUUACCGAAUGGUUGGGUGGCGACGCGAGGGAUGAUGAGGAAUUUUGUGGGAAAUUCAUAUUCGAAUUUGACGAGGAGGGAAGGAUUCUUACACACACCAUUGAGCACGCAGAAGAAAACGGGGAUCUAGAGAAGACAAGUAGGGUGGUUAGUGUGACCGAUUGGUUAUUGGGAAGGCCGUGGAAGAAAAAAACGCCGGAGCUAGCAUGGAGUUGUGUUGCAGAUGAAGAUGGCACUGGGAGGAUGAGGGAGUUCGAGGGGAGGGGAAGUUGA